Messenger RNA from Scophthalmus maximus (turbot), 7801 nucleotides. It is a transcript of the gene nebl, whose product is annotated as nebulette. Gene Ontology annotation, molecular function: actin filament binding. Gene Ontology annotation, biological process: cardiac muscle thin filament assembly. The record is from RefSeq and is a predicted model, not a curated record. Gene Ontology annotation, cellular component: focal adhesion; Z disc. The transcript has 66 exons. Bases 546 to 7637 code for a protein of 2363 amino acids. NCBI's taxonomy places the organism in Eukaryota, Metazoa, Chordata, Actinopteri, Pleuronectiformes, Scophthalmidae.
CACACACACACACACACACACACACCAUCCAGUUUGUCCUGCUGUUUGUAUUUGCGAGUGUGUGUGUGUGUGUGAUGUGAAGCAUUAAGUGAAAUGUGUGAGUGGGGGGGUGCACUUUGGUCAGUGAGCACAGUGUCUCUUACACACACACACACACACACACACACACACACACACACACACACACCAUCAGGCCCUCCAGCGACACCAGACCUUUCGAAGAGGAUCUUCAUCUACAACCAUCAACGUAAGUGACCGUUCGUUUUAUUUUUAUUUUUGAACUUCAUUAUUUGUGAUUUUGAUUUGUCACCUGUUCGGGUGUGUGUGUGAGUGUGUGUGCGUACAGAUGCUCCUCCCAUGUGUGUCCCGAUGACCCCGUGACCCUGAGCAGACCACGUCAAAGGUGUGACUUCAUCUUCUUCCUCUCUUUUUAAAGCUGCCCUGGUGAUGGAAGGAAGAGGAGGAAGAGGAGGAAGAGGAGGACUGUUCCCGUGUGAUGUCAGUCCUGGUUGGUUGCUGUGGCGCCCCCUGCAGAAGUGACCGACAUGGAGGAAGAGGAAGUGCCCGCUGCUCCGGUGUCGGAGGGAGAAAUGGAAAAUGUCCUGACCGCGAGAGGAGAGAGAGAAGAAGAGUCUGUCCAGGAAACGGUGGUGACAGCGGCCACGGCUGUUGUCGUGACUACGGGGAGGAGGGAGGAAGAGGAGGAGGAAACUGACAAAAUAUCAGAGGAAGAGGAGGAGGAGGAAAAUCCAGCAGAGAUGGAGGGAGGAGAAGAAGAAGAGGACGGAGAGGAAGACGAGAGUAAAGGAAAAACGUUCCCGGGGCCUUGGGAAUCAGAGGCGUCGUCUGAUGUGAAGCCUCCGCUGCCAGACCCCGCCUUCAACCGCAGGUGCAGCCUGCUCGCCAGUGACGUGAAGUAUAAGGAAGACUUUGAGAAGAUGAAGGGCCAGAGUCUGUUUGUUCCUGGAGCUGAACUCAUCCAUUCCAAGAACAUCAGCGCGGUGAUAUCCGAGUCCAAGUACAAGGAGGACGGGAAGAAGGAGGCGUCGCUUUCCCUCUACUCCGUCCUGCCGGAGACGCCGGCGACACAACACGCCAGAGAAGCUUCGGCGCUGCAGAGCGAGAUUAAAUACAAAGGGAACGUGAAGACGGAGAUCUCCUCCUCUCUUUAUUCUCUUUUGCCCGAAACCACGGAGACUCAGUUUGUCAAAGAGCUGACGGAGAUACUGAGCGAGAACAAGUACAAGGAGGAAGGAAAGAAGGAGAUGAGCAGCUGUUUGUACUCGCAGCUUCCCGAAACCGCCGAGAUGCAGCUGGCGAAGACCGUCCACGAGUUCCAGAGCGAGAAAAAGUACAAAGAAGACGGAAAGAGAAAAGCUUCCAUCUCCCUCUACUCGCAACUUGCAGACACCCCAGAAAUCCAACACGCUCUGGAGGUGACGCAGCUGCAGAGCCAGGUGAACUAUCGGCCGAAGACGCUGGUGAAAGGAGCUCCCUCGUCUCUUUACUCUCAGCUGCCCGACACCUCGGACAUCCAGUUCGCCAGAGAGAUGACGGAGAUGCAGAGUGAGAGUAAAUACAAGGACGUGGGCCGGAGGCGCCUCUCUCAGAGCUUCUACUCUCAGCUCCCGGAGACGGCCGAGACGCAGUUCGCCAAAGCUGUUGCCGAGCUGCAGAGCGAGAUGCGGUACAAGGACGCGGGGAAGAAGGGCGUCGCCUCGUGUUUGUACUCUCUUCUGCCGGAGACUUUGGAGACGGCUCACGCCAAGGAAGUGUCCGAGCUCCUCAGCGAGGUGAAGUACAAAGAGGACGGUAAGAAGGAGAUGAGCGUCAGCCUGUACUCGCUGCUGCCGCAGACGCUGGACACGCAGCACGCCAGAGAGGCGUCGCAGCUGCAGAGCGAGGUGAAGUACAAAGAAGGUGUGAAGCAGAAGAGUCCGAGCAGUUUGUACCAUCAGCUCGCCGAGACCCCGGAGACACAUCUGGCCAAACAGCUGUCGGAGCUGCAGAGCGAGACGAAGUAUAAAGAGGCUGGAAUGAAGGAAGUGAAUACCUGCCUCUACGCUCUUCUUCCUGAAACCCUGGAGACACAACACGCCAGAGAGGCCACGGAGCUGCUCAGUGAGAACAAGUACAAGGAGAGCGGCAGGAGGGACAUGUCCAGCUCGCUGUACGCCACGCUGCCCGACACUCCGGAGAGCAGCUUCGCCCGAGAGAUGACGGACAUGCAGAGCGAGAGUAAAUACCGAGAGGACGGGACGAAGAGCUUGUCCCAGAGCAUCUUCAGUCGGCUGCCGGAGACCGUCGAGACGCAGUUCGUCAAAAGCGUGUCUGAGCUGCAGAGUGAGAUGAAGUACAGGAAGGGAAAGGCCGACGUGUCCAGCUCGCUGUACUCCGCUCUGCCCGAGACUCUGGAGACGCUGCACGCCAAGGAAGCGUCUGAGCUGCAGAGUGAGCUGCGGUACAAGGCGGCCCUGAAGGAAGGCCUCUCCUCCGGUCUGUUCCACCUGCUGCCUCAGACCUUAGAGACGGUCCACGCCAAAGACGUCUCCGAGCUCGUCAGCGAGGUGAAGUACAGAGAGGACGGUAAGAAGGAGAUGAGCGUCAGCCUGUACUCGCUGCUGCCGCAGACGCUGGACACGCAGCACGCCAGAGAGGCGUCGCAGCUGCAGAGCGAGGCCAAGUACAGAGGAGGUCUGAAGGCCGAGAGCAGCUUGUACCACCGCCUCCCAGAGACCACGGAGACGCAGCUGGCCAAACAUCUGUCGGAGCUGCAGAGCGAGACCAAGUACAAGGAGGCGAGCAGGAGGGCGGCGAGCAGCAGCCUGUACGCGCUGCUGCCUCACACCAUGGACACGCAGCACGCCAAGGACGCCGGCGGGCUGCUCAGCGAGAUCAGGUACAAGGAGAGCGGGAGGAAGGAGCUGUCCAGCUCGCUGUACUCCACGCUGCCCGACACUUCAGACACCAGCUUCGCCCGAGAGAUGACGGACUCGCUGAGCGAGAGCAAGUACAAGGAGGCCGGGAAGAGAAGCCUCUCGCAGAGUUUUUACUCUCAGCUGCCCGAAACCGCCGAGACGCAGUUUGCCAAGAGUGUGUCGGAGCUGCAGAGCGAGAUGAAGUACAAGGAAGCGGGAAAGAAAGGAGCGACGAGCUCCUUGUACUCGACUUUACCCAAGACUCUGGAAACUCUUCACGCCAAAGAGGCUUCGCAGCUGCAGAGUCAGCUGAAGUACAAGAGUCUGAAGAACGACCCCGUGAGUCUUUACCACCUGAUGCCUGAGACCAACGAGACCCAGUUUGUCCGGGAGCAGACGGAGAUGCUCAGCGAGGUCAAGUACAAAGAGGAGAGUAAGAAGGAGAUGAGCGUCAACCUGUUCUCUCAGCUCCCCGACGCCCGCGACACGCAGCAUGUCAGUGAGGCUAAAUACAAAGAGGCCAGUAAGAAGCAGGCGUCCACGCCUCUGUACCAUCGACUCCCGGAAACCAUGGAGACGCAGCGCGCCAAGGAGGCGUCGACGCUGCAGAGCCAGAUCUCGUACAAAGAGGCUGUGAAGAGGGAGUCGGCGUGUCCGGUCUACCACCAGCUGCCCGACACCUUGCAGACCCAGUUCGCCCGCGGACUCGUGGACACGCAGAGUCAAAACAAGUACAAGGAGGACGGGAUGAAGAGCCUCGCUCAGAGCAUCUACAGUCGCCUGCCGCAAACCGCUGAGACGCAGUUUGCCAAAGCUGUUUCUGAGCUGCAGAGUGAGACGAAGUACAGGAAGUCAGGGCGGCGGGAGGCCGGCGGCUGUUUGUACUCCACCAUGGCUCAGACCCUGGACACUCAACACGCCCGGCAGGCCUCACACACCCAGAGCCAGGUCCGGUACGCGGAGGACUCGCGGAAGGAUUUGUCGUCCACUCUGUUUUCCGGCCUUCCUCAAACCCUCCAGACCGAGUUGGCCAAGGAGGCGACGGCGCUGCAGAGUCAGGUGAAAUAUAAAGAGGGAUGUAAGAAGGAGGCGUCCUCCGCCCUGUACCGCCUCCUCCCUGAGACGCCAGAGAUGCAUCUCGCCAAACAGAUGUCGGAGGUCCAGAGCGAGGCGUCGUACAGGAAGGACAGAGAGGAUCUGCCCAACACGCUGUACUCGCUGCUGCCGGAAACUCUGGAGACUCAGUUCGUCAAAGACAUGGCGGAGACGCACAGCGAGGUGAAGUACAAACAGGCCGGGAAGCAGCAGACGUCGACGUCUCUUUACUCCAAACUGCCUGAAACUCUGGAGACCAAACACGCCAGAGACGCGACCGAGCUGCAGAGCGAAAUAAAGUACAAAGAUGGCGGCAGGCAGGCGAUGACGUCGUCUCUGUACUCGCUGCUUCCCGACACGGCGGAGACGCAGUUCGCCCGGGAGAUGACGGACAUGCAGAGCGAGAACAGAUACAAAGAAAGCGGGAAGCGGAGUCAGACGGUCAGCGUCUACUCACAGCUGCCGGAGACCAACGACAUCCAGUUUGCCAAAGCUGUCGGAGAAAUCCAGAGCGAGGCCAAGUACAAGGACGCGGGGAGGAGGGAGGCGGCGGCGUGCCGCUCGCUGUACUCCGCGCUGCCGGAGACCCUGGACACCCUGCACGCCAAGGAGGCGUCGCAGCUGCAGAGUCGGGUCAAGUACAAACAGGACGCUGCGGCGCAGGCGAGCGUCUCUCUGUACCACCGGCUCCCCGAGACCACCGAGACGCAGCUGGCCAAAGAGCUGAGGGACAUUUACAGCGAGGUGAAGUACAAGGACGAGGGAAGGAAGGAGGUCGGUCGCAGCUUGUACUCGCUCCUGCCCGAGACGACGGAGACGCUGUUCGCCAAGCAGACGUCCCAGAUGCAGAGUGAGGCGUCGUACAGGAAGGACAGAGAGGAUCUGCCCAACACCUUGUACUCGCUGCUGCCGGACACUCUGGAGACUCGCUUCGUCAAAGACAUGGCGGAGACGCACAGCGAGGUCAAGUACAAGGAAGCAGGAAAGAAGGAGGCGGGCAGUGCUCUGUUCCACCGGCUGCCCGAGACGCUGGAGACGCGGCACGUCAGAGAGGUUACGGAGCUGCAGAGCGAGAACAAGUACAAGGAGGACGGGAAAAAGUUGAUGACAUCCAGUCUGUACGCUCAGCUGCCGCAGACGGCCGAGACGCAGCUCGCCGCCAAGAUGUCGGACCUGCAGAGUGAGAGUAAGUACAGAGAGGACGGGAUCAGGAGCCUCUCGCAGAGUUUCUACUCUCAGCUGCCGGACACCGCCGAGACGCAGCUCGCCAGAACGGCGUCCGAGCUGCAGAGCGAGGCCAAGUACAAGGAGGCGAGCAGGAAGGAGGCGAGCAGCUGUCUGUACCACCGGCUGCCUGAGACCCUGGAGACGCGACACGCCAGAGAGGCGGCCGAGCUGCAGAGUCAGGUGAAGUACAGCGACGGUAAGAAGGAGCUUUGCACCAGUCUGUACUCUCUGCUGCCGGAGACCGAGGACACCAAGCUGGCCAAAGCCGCCAUGGAGCUUCAGAGUGAGAAUAAGUACAAGCAGAAAGGCCGACAGGAGAUCGGCAGCAGCGCUUUCCACCAGAUGCCGGAGACCAAGGAGAUGGAGUUCGCCAAGCAGAUGUCCGAGCUGCAGAGUCAGACAAAGUACAGGAAGGACAGAGAGGAUCUGCCCAACACGCUGUACUCGCUGCUGCCGGAAACUCUGGAGACUCAGUUCGUCAAAGAGAUGGCGGAGACGCACAGCGAGAGUAAAUACAAGCAGGCUGGUAGGAAGGAGCUGGUGAAGAGUCUGUAUUCUCUGCUGCCCGAGACCAAAGACACUCAACACGCCAAGGAGCAAACUCAUCUGCUCAGCAAGCAGGCGUACCGGGAGCAGGGGAAGAAGGACGCCGGCUGCAGCCUCUACGCCCACAUGCCCCAGACCAUCGAGACCGUCUUCGCCAGAGAGAUGACGCGGACGCAGAGCGACAAGCUCUAUAAGGAGAAGUACAACCGGGAGAAGGGGAAGUCGAGCUACACCAACAUGAGCACCCUGCCCGAGGUGGACCACGCCAUGGAGGUCAACAGGAACCAGAGCGACGUCGGCUACAGAAAAGGUAAAGAGGAACUUCAUCACUACAACUCGGUGCCCGACAGGCCCGACAUCGUCAACGCCACCAACGCCGCUAAACUGGCCAGCGACGUGGCCUAUAAGAGUAACACAAAGCAGACGGUUUACAGCGACAUUUACCUUUUGGCCAGAACUGACAUCCAACACGCCAAGGAGGUUUCAAAACUGGCCAGUCAGGUGAAGUACAAAGAAAACUUCAAGGGCCAGAAGCCUCGUUACAACCCGCUGGACUGCGUCUCCUUCCGCCACACGCGAGCUGCCGGCGCUCUGGCCAGUCAGGUGAAGUACAAGACCAACCAGAACCAGAAGCAGAAACCUGAGGGAUCCUCAGACCUGCAGCUGGAGCACGUCCUGCACGCCAGCAAACUGCAGAGCAACGUGGAGUAUAAGAAGAAGUACGAGCAAACCAAGGCCCACUACCACGCAGCUGGGGACACGGCUGAACAGCUCCACCACAAGGAGAACGCAGUACUGCACAGCCAGGUGAAGUACAGAGAGGAGUACGAGAGGAACAAAGGUCGAUGUCAGAUGGAGUUCGGAGACACUCGGACGUACAAAGUGUCUAAAGAGGCGCAGAAGAUGCAGAGCGAGAGGGAGUACCGGAGGGACUAUGAGGAGCAGAUGAAGGGAAAAGCCUUGGUGGAUGUAGACCAGACGCCUGGAUACCUGACAGCCCUCCAUGCCAGCAGUCUGCUGAGCGAGAAGGAGUACAGGAAAGACCUGGAACAGGAAGUGAAGGGGCGGGGCUUAUCUGGCAUGGGGCUGGAGGAAACGCCAGAGCUGCUGAGGGUCAAAAACGCCAAUCAGAUCCUUGACCAGAGGUUUUACAAGCGGACGCAGCAGCUCAGAGACAACUCCUACGGGACAGUGACGGACACUCCCCAGCUCCUGCACGCCUCCUACCUCAAGGACGUCUACAGUCAGAAGAAGUACAAGGACGAGGCCGAGCGGCUGAGGGCCAGCUACAGUCAGUCGGCUACAGAGACCCCCGAGAUGCAGCGAGUCAGAGCCAACCAGAGACACGUCAGCUCUCUGCAGUACUGCUGGGACUCCAAGCUCAUGAGAGGUCUGAUGUCCUCGGUCUCAGAGACGCCAGAGAUCGUCCUCGCCAGAGAGAACGCCAAGAGGAUCAGCGACGUCCGGUACCGAGAGGAGGCGGGUCCAGGCACCGCCGUCACGGACACACCCGAGAUGGAGAGAGUCCGACGCAACCAGCAGAACAUCAGCUCGGUCAAGUACAAGCAGAGUCCGGCGAAGGCCACGAGUGUCGGAGUGACACCAGAGCUGGAGCGAGUCCGACAGAACCAGGACAACAUCAGCUCGGUGAAGUAUCAGCGCGGGCUGCAGGAGGUGAGGGGGCGGAGCUGCACCGAGCUGGACACGCCCGAGUACAGACGUGUCAGGAAGACACAGGACUCGGUUUCCAUGGUAGCGGCCUGGUUGCCUUGGCUCACGGCUGCCGCCACUGUGGGAGGAGCUAACCUGAGUGGUGUGGCACGGCGGGUGGGGCUGUCGCACGGAGACUAACCACACAGCCUGGAGGACAAUGCAGCGUGCCAAGUACCACGAGGACUUUGAGCGGGCGCGCGGCCGAGGCUGUACUCCGCCGGGAUUGGACGAUCCCUGCAUGGAGCGCUACCAGCGAUCCAACCAGAUGAUGGGCGAGGCGGUUUACGGCAGAGGGAUCCACU